Messenger RNA from Manihot esculenta (cassava), 963 nucleotides. RefSeq lists its product as uncharacterized. The record is from RefSeq and is a predicted model, not a curated record. Lineage: Eukaryota; Viridiplantae; Streptophyta; Magnoliopsida; Malpighiales; Euphorbiaceae. The transcript has 5 exons. The coding region runs from base 193 to 888 and encodes 231 amino acids. Gene Ontology annotation, biological process: transposition.
CUUUUUAGAUUCCAUAGUUACUAGAUCAAUCAGUAAUGACAUUAAGAUGCGCUACACUGCUCCAUGGAAAACUUGGUCAGAAAUACCUUUAAAGACAAAAGACGAGCUCUUCGGACUUUUUCGGAGUCGAUAUGUAUGGGAUGAGAGUGAAGAAGAUAUGAUUCGAACUGCUUGGGAAAAGGACCAGAUUGGAUGGAGGCAGAGAUAUGGAAUGCACUUGUUGCAUAUUGGAGUACACCAGAGUGGAGAAAGAAAUCAGAAGCUGGUAAAGCAAAUAGAAAUGUAGAAAAAGAUGGGACUAUUACGAAACACUCUUGUGGUUCAAUAAAACUGGAGGUUCAUGAGAAUAGAUUGGCAAAGAAGUUAGGUAGGCAACCAACUCAACUUGAACUAUUUCGUGCCACUCACACAAAAAAGGGGAGUCAAGGUGUUUUCAUUGAUGGAAAAUCACAACGAGUUGAUGGAGCUUAUUUGACUGCCAUUGCUGAAAAUGUGAAUGACAAUUGUGAUAGUCAGUCUGCUUUUGAUUUGAAUAAGUGGAUGGAAAUUUCUGGAAGUAGUAAAGGGAGGGUUUAUGGUUUUGGAUCUUCUGAUAUUGCAAAAUCUGGAACUCCAACUACCUCUUUCUCAUGCACAUCAGCUCAUCCUGGAGGACCUUCUCAAACUAUGUUUUCUUUAGAGGAGGUUGAACAAAUAUUAGAGCAAAACCGGGUCAAAAUGAAACAAGACAUGGAGCAAAUGCAAGAGCAAAUGCAAGAGCAAAUGCGAGUGCAGAUAGAAAAGCAAAUAAAAGAUCAGAUGAAAUCAUUGAAGAACAAAAAAAGAUCUUCACCGCAUAAUCCAACUGCAGAUUGUACUUCUCUAUCAGAUGGUUCAACAAAUUCAUAGAUUAGUUUUUAGUUUUAUGAACAUUGUUAAGUAUAAUUGAUUUAUUUUAAAUUUUAUGACGAUUGUUAAGUAUUA